UGAAUGUGUAUCAGAUCUAUUUGUAAUCAAGUCAGUGAGCAUUUUCAGUGAACGCCUGAUGACCUUACAGUUGGUGUUCUGCUAUGUAAUACAGAGACCUCACAGACCACAGAGGCGAUCAAUAGAUUAAAACCACCAAGGCUGUCUUUGCAGAGAACUCUCAGUUUGUCUCUCAGAAGGAAAGGGAAGCCACAACAGCAGCAGUAACUCGGGAUCUACAGCACAUCACCACCAGCCCCAGUCUCAGCAUAUAACCACCAUGAGCAGCAUGCAAGAGACCAACACAUGCUGGAGGUGUCAGAGUGAUACAGGAUUUCAGAUUAACCUGUCUGGAGCUCCCCAAAGUAAACGUAAAGCACUGAAGUUAAAUUUUGCCAAUCCGCCAAUCAAACCGGCUACGAGGUUUACCCUCAACACAGCGGGACCGCCCUUUCAAAACCCACACAUAGAGCGGCUGCGUACACACAGUAUCGAGUCGUCAGGGAAGUUGAAGAUUUCUCCAGAGCAGCACUGUGACUUCACAGCGGAGGAUCUAAAGGACUUGGGGGAGAUUGGACGGGGGGCCUAUGGCUCCGUCAACAAAAUGGCCCACAAACCCAGCGGACAGAUCAUGGCUGUAAAGAGGAUCAGAUCCACAGUAGAUGAGAAGGAGCAGAAGCAGUUGCUGAUGGACCUGGAUGUGGUCAUGAGGAGCAGUGACUGUCCCUACAUUGUUCAGUUCUAUGGAGCACUCUUCAGAGAGGGAGACUGUUGGAUAUGUAUGGAACUCAUGUCUACCUCGUUAGACAAAUUCUACAAAUAUGUGUAUUCCACGUUGGAGGACGUGAUCCCGGAGGAGAUUUUAGGCAAAAUUACGUUAGCUACUGUGAAAGCACUUAACCACUUAAAAGAAAACUUGAAAAUAAUUCACAGAGACAUUAAGCCCUCUAACAUCCUCUUGGACAGGAAUGGUAACAUUAAGUUGUGUGAUUUCGGUAUCAGCGGGCAGCUUGUUGACUCCAUCGCAAAGACCAGAGAUGCAGGCUGCAGACCAUACAUGGCACCAGAGAGAAUAGACCCCAGUGCCUCCAGGCAGGGUUAUGACGUACGUUCGGAUGUCUGGAGUUUGGGAAUCACACUGUAUGAAUUGGCCACUGGACGGUUUCCCUACCCCAAAUGGAACAGUGUGUUUGACCAGCUCACGCAGGUGGUGAAAGGAGACCCUCCCCAACUCAGCAACUCAGAGGAGAGACAAUUUUCCCCCAAAUUCAUCAACUUCGUCAACCUGUGCCUUACAAAGGAUGAGUCUAAAAGGCCAAAGUACCGAGAACUUCUGAAACAUCCCUUCAUCUUGAUGUAUGAGGAGCGCUCUGUAGAUGUUGCCAGCUACGUGUGCAGGAUCCUUGAUCAAAUGCCUGCUUCGCCCAGUUCCCCCAUGUACGUGGACUGAAGGAACGAAAACAUACAAACACACGCUCUCCAAUGUCCGUCUGGGGAAAACAAGAAAUGCAAGCUAUUGUGUAAAGAUUCGCUUCGUCAGAAAAGAAAAAAUUGCAGUGUUAAAAAAAAAAAAAAAAAAUGCAGAAACACCAGGUGCAAUAAGAUUUGGUGUUUUCAAUCACGUCUGUAAAAUUUCAUCCAAACACUCUCACUCUCACUCUCUCUCUCUCUCUCUCUCUCUCUCUGUCUCUGUCUCUCUCUCUCUCUCUCUCUCUCUCUCUCUCUCUCUCUCUCUCUCUCUCUCUCUCUCUCUCUCUCUCGUCACAUCCACCCACUGAUGCUUAAGUAUAAUAGUAAUUGAAUGAAGCCACUGUGCUCUCGGCUCAUCUCAAGGACGUCUCCUCUCAGCCGUGAUUGCAGUAUAGUGAUUUUAAAAAAAAAAAAAGACAAAAAAAAGUAAAUAAGAUUUAAAAUAAACAUCGGGAAUUGUAUUUCUACUUCUGAAAUCACUUGUGGAGUGUAUAUGAUUUUGGAGAAAGUUCAGUCGAUGUACUGGAACUGUGCUGAUGGUGCCCCAUGCCUGCCUCUUUUGUGUCUGUGUCUAAGAAUUUGGUCCUAAUCUCAGUCUUGCUCUGCAUGUUUUUAUGAUGUUUCCUGGAAGGAAUACUCAAGCAUUUUUCCAUCUAAUCCCUGUCUGCUAAAUCUGUAGCGUAAAGUUGAUGACGGUGAGCUAAUAUUUUAAAUCAUUUAAAUAGAACACAAACCACGCUGACUUGAAAGACACAAGAAACUAUUGGGCAGGCGUUAAAACUGUCUUGUGGGGCCAGUCGUGCUGUUGUACACAUCUGGGACAGCUUGUUAAAGUCUUGGUGCUGGAUAGACCUCUGAAGUCAUGCUUCGUUCUGUAGUCGGCAUGGCGCACAUAUUAGGCGCUCAUAGUCUAUGCUGGUUUUGUCUUGUGGUUAACAAAAAUAGUCCAAAGCUGAAACACAUUGUUCUGUAUGUAUAUUUCCUCUACCAAGAGUCAGUGGAAACAGGCUAAUGCUCUUGUAUCCAGUAAUGAUGGUAAAUGAAAGUAAGUCUACUAUUAACCUUUGACGCUGUUGUAUACCAACAUCCGCUAAAUAAACUGUAGCCAAAAACGGCCAGAGCAACUUAACUAGAACAUGUGGCAAGGCUUACUGGUUUGUGUAGGGUAUUUGGUGAGGUUGCCAACUUUAGGAUGUCUAUUCGGUGUAGAGCUGUGUUGUAGUAGUCGUACUUCAGUUCCUUACUGACCUCCUGAUUUCUGGUGACAUUUGGAGGAAAACUGGCAAAACGUACAGCAAACAGGGUUUCAGCCUCUCUAAAAUCCACCCUUUACUCCUUUAGUCCAUUAACUUUUAAAAAUCCAGAGUACAGUCAGUAACACAAGGAGCACCUCUCUUGCAGGAGGUAAUGUUUCAUAUGUUCCAUACCCAUGUGAUACACAUGCUUAUACUUAACCGGAGGUCUUUGGGGGUAUUUUUCAGUCAUGCUAACUUACAUUAUACAUCCAUGGGCUAACUACAGGCUUGUUGUCCAUCUUAUGAUGCUGACUACCAUGCGGUUGCCCCCUGCUUUGAGCUCCACCUUCACAAGCCAUUGAAUUGGUUUAGAAACUUCACCUUUGGUUUGUUCCCACCUUUAAUUAAGACUACGUUUGCACAUUUAGCCCAAAAUUUAGACCAAAAUUUCUCAUAGUUGUCAACAGAUGUUCUCAUUACGAGAUCAUGUCUGCCCCUGCAAGACUAGUGCUGAAGCAACUGCCCCUUUGGGUUUUAUUACGAAGUCGUCCUGAGUCAACGAGCUUCCUGGUCUUUUGCAGGGAAAUUGCCAAUGGCGAACAACUGUAUGCUACAGGUUCGGCAAACGAUGGUUAGGCUAAAAAACUUUUCCUUUAAUAUAGCACCUCUCAUUCAAAUAAUCAGCGAAUCGUCUGUAUCUACGUCUAAUCGGCCCUUCGUAAGCUGGACUGGGUGUGUUGGAGCAAGAGAAACAAAAACAAAACCAAAAAAAAUGUGCAGAGCAUGGGGAUUGGUAACCACUGGCUGUGGAUGGAAGGCGGAAUUGUUGUCAUAACCUGGUCUCUGCCUAGCAAUGACUGUGUCCUCACUGUACAAUGAACCACGUUCUGAUAUAUAAAUAAAUGAAUAAACAAACUCAGAAGCAA
Molecule: messenger RNA, 3610 nt
Organism: Pygocentrus nattereri (red-bellied piranha)
Lineage: Eukaryota; Metazoa; Chordata; Actinopteri; Characiformes; Serrasalmidae
Gene: map2k4a
Product: mitogen-activated protein kinase kinase 4a
Exons: 14
Coding region: 260-1429 (389 amino acids)
Biological process (GO): MAPK cascade; protein phosphorylation
Molecular function (GO): JUN kinase kinase activity; ATP binding
Source: RefSeq, a predicted model, not a curated record